AUGAAAUGUGAGUCGGGUUCCGCCGUUAAUUCCGCUACUGGAAUUUCUGCUUCAAAUAUGAAUGCGCUCUCUUCCUCCGGUCUUCUCAGUGGAGGGAUGUAUUUCACCCGGGUUGAUGUUUUACCGGACAGAUUCAACGUAGAUGCCUUCAACCUUAGCGAUAUUUUGCAAAUUAUACGCCCACAGCUCUCCAUUCAUUUCAAUUUUAUGAUAGACAUAGAGUGGUUACUUCAACAAUAUCCUGCACCAUGUAGAGGUUCUCCUAUAAUUUGUGUUGUCGGAGAGAAAAUGGGAACUGACAAGAAAAGUUUGCAAGCGGAAGUUGAUGUCAAUAAAUGGAGUAAUGUUUCCGUUCUUGGUGCCACCCUUCCUAUACCCUUUGGCACCCAUCAUACUAAGUUGUCUAUUUUCGAAUCCGAAACAAAGUUGCAUGUUGUUGUAUCAACCGCAAAUCUUAUAGAAGGUGACUGGGAUCAAAAGACACAGUGUUUUUAUUACGCGACUGGGACAUUCUCUGACGGUGAUACCACCGAAAAUGAAUUCGCCAAUGAUUUGUGCGACUACCUAGCUGAGUAUCAUCUGCCUGAUAUCACUUACUGGAUAGAUCGUAUUAGAAAUUCCGAGUUCACUGGUAUUUCUGAUCGCUUGUUGUUCUCCGUGCCAGGAUAUCACAAAAGUUCCCGCAUUAGCAAGUUUGGUCAUCCUUCUCUUCUUCGCCUUUUGGGCGACCGCCCGACACCAAAAGAAGAUGCGCGUCGAUUGUUCCUUGCACAGUGCAGCUCAAUUGGUUCGCUAGGAGAUAAACGAGAGGCAUGGCUUCUUCCCCAGUUCUUGCAUUCCUUGCAAGGAGGAAAGAGUCUAGUGUUUUCGCGACUUUUCCUCAUAUAUCCUUGCGUAGAGGAUGUGAGACACUCUCUAGAAGGUUACAGCGCUGGGGAUUCUCUACCUUAUCAGGAAUCUACAUCUAAACGGCAACCAUGGCUAAGGGAGAUCAUGUGCAAAUGGAGAAGUGAAGGAAAGGGUCGUACUAAGGCCAUGCCGCAUGUAAAGACGUAUACGGAAAUCGUAGAUGGUGUCCCGCAAUGGAUUUUAAUAACUAGUGCAAAUCUUUCAAAAGCAGCUUGGGGCGAUUUUCAGAAAAACAAAACUCAACUAAUGGUGCGUUCGUAUGAACUUGGUGUGCUAAUUAUGGAUCCAGAGCGAAUUAAAUUGCCAUAUGACUAUCCUGUAGUAAAAUAUAGUCAGAAAGAUGACCCAUGGAUAUGUGACAUGUCAUACACAGAAGCGGACAGCCACGGAAGGCAGUGGAUUUCUGAUGUAAAUACGUUGUUACCGGGUGUCUGGCUCAAUGACAACAUAAUAUCGUUUGCUUGCGAAUUUUUGCUGGAUAACGCGCCUGUUGAAUUAAAGCAGCAAGUUGCUAUUAUUGGCGCUGCUUCUUGCGAACUGAUCAGAUAUUCUGGUGAUGAGACAGUGAUCCGUGAGAUCUUUACAUCUUUGGAUUUCUUCAACAAAGACAAGAUCCUUUUCGUUCUUAACGACCGCGAAGACCCGACAAUUGUGGGAGGUUUCCAUUGGUCGCUACUUAUUCUUGAAAGGAGGGCAGCUCACUUUCGUUAUUAUGACAGUACUAAUCCUGCAAAGGUUACUGUUGCGAAACAGCUGAUGAGUAUCGUUACUCAAUUUUUGGACACAAAGGAUGUCACUUUCACCGUAGAAGAUUGUCCGCAGCAACAUAACAGCUUUGAUUGUGGGAUGUACGUAAUAGAGUUCGUUCGACGUGCAUUGAAGCCGCCAAAUGUGGAUCUGCCUUCCCAGAUUGAUGCUAAGUACAUCGAGAUGGAACGACGUUUUUGGCUUGAUGUCAUCAGCUCAUUGGCGACGGAUUCAAAACAUCAAAGCUUAAUAAUCUACAUGAUCACACCAUCAUUCAGUAUAGCUCAAGAUGAUAAGCUGCUAGUGUUCACGAUACGAGCGCCGUAUGCUAAAAUAGCUGAUACCGAAAUCGAAUAUGCUGAUGACAUUUUCAUGUUCUCUGCACCACCUUAUUACCUGAGAGUCCAUCUUCCGCGAGAAGUCGUUGAUGACAAUUCUGGAUCUGCAAACUACGACUCCACACUUGGCGAGUUUACCGUACGUGUACCAAAGAAGAAUCCUGGAGAAAACUUCCCUGGACUUGAUAUGAUCACUGAACUUCUAAAUCCGCAAAGAAAAAUAUCAGCUCAAAAAUUGGUUGAGGAAAUCGUUGAUGAUGCUGACGAAGAUGUCGAGGAUGACAGCGAGUACUUUACCGAGCAGAAGAUCACCGAUGUACGCGUUGCAUGCAGCGACGACUCCACCGGCAGUUGCAAUUAUGGUUUCGCUUGGAGAAGAAAGGGGAUACUAGGUCAACUAAGCAAAGAAAUUGGAGGUCUUGUUGAGCUACCUGAUCCGGAGAAUUGUCCCAUUCACGAAAGAGGCAUCAAAUGCACAGAGAAAGACGUGAAGUCGUUUGAUCCAGAACGAUACUUGCUGGAUUUCUUGGAUCCUGAAGAAAGCCUUCAGCAUGCUAUUCAAUCCCAGUUUGGUCUUCAGUUAGAUAUUGACGCUGAAGAUAGGAAACGACUCAAAGAUUUCCCGAGAAAAAAGCUACCGAAGUUGUCACAAGAGGAACAGCGGCUGGUUGCUUUCUCUCUAAUUGAUAUUGUGUUCGCAUUUUCGUACGACUCAAGAAUUAAUGAAUGGGAAGUAUGCUGCGAAACGGGAUGGAACAUCGUCAAACUGUCGCCUAGUUUAAAUUUUCUUUGUCAGUGGAAAAGCGCACACGAGGCGUUUACUAGUUGCGUAAGGCGAUCGUUAUGCUACCCACUGUACAGGAAUUGGGAUUUAUCAGUGAAAGUUGUUGCCGACACUAAACACAUCAUACAGAGAGGACGGUCCGCUUUGUUACAUAUUUUGAGUAAGAUCCACGGAGUGUUGAUUAGCUCUGGAGAAUUUCGUUACCUGUAUAAUGACCUCUUUAUAACUGACUACUGCUUAUGGAUACAGUAUGUUGAUGAGGCAGUAAUAAAAGCACUCCAGGAAGAAGUAGCCGAAAUUCAGGUCCGGAAGUCAGAUCUUGAGCUAGACCUUGAAGAGCUCGAGCUUGAAGGACGAAUGGCGGCCAUGAGAGUGAAGGAGCCUCAACAGCUCGACAGCGACGAUGAACCAGAAUAA
Messenger RNA from Necator americanus (New World hookworm), 3195 nucleotides. RefSeq lists its product as uncharacterized. The transcript is spliced from 27 exons. Bases 1 to 3195 code for a protein of 1064 amino acids. The record is from RefSeq and is a predicted model, not a curated record. Gene Ontology annotation, cellular component: nucleus; cytoplasm; nucleoplasm. Gene Ontology annotation, biological process: protein deneddylation; box H/ACA snoRNP assembly; proteolysis. Lineage: Eukaryota; Metazoa; Nematoda; Chromadorea; Rhabditida; Ancylostomatidae. Gene Ontology annotation, molecular function: single-stranded DNA binding; double-stranded DNA binding; deNEDDylase activity.